Trichogramma pretiosum is the source of this 3123-nucleotide messenger RNA. RefSeq names its product transmembrane 9 superfamily member 4 (gene TM9SF4). Gene Ontology annotation, biological process: protein localization to membrane. The record is from RefSeq and is a predicted model, not a curated record. The coding region runs from base 724 to 2613 and encodes 629 amino acids. Gene Ontology annotation, cellular component: membrane. Lineage: Eukaryota; Metazoa; Arthropoda; Insecta; Hymenoptera; Trichogrammatidae. The transcript has 10 exons.
UAUAUGUGUGCGCUACGCGAGGAGCAAAUAAAGAAAAACGAGAAAUCUACGCGCAAAUCAGCGUCACCGAAAAAAAAUGUACGUGCUACGUGGGUGAUUGUAUACCGUAAUAAGCGAGAGCGAUAUUUUUAUUAUCAGAGCCCAGGAUCGUACAUAUAGCCAGUGUAGCUAAGGCGCGCACGAGGAUCCCAGCAGUAUGCACAUAAUAAACUUCUGAUAUACUUAUGUAUACAUGUGUGGGUAUUGUACGUAUGUAUAGCUGCUAGUAUAGGACCGCUUGUGUCAUAUAUACAUAUGUAUAUAUCUAGGCAGCAAGUGAAAACUAAAUAAGUGUCUCAUUGGCACUUUCCGAGUUUCGUGUACCAUAUAUCGCGCGUGCUGCACACACACGGCAGUGCACGAGGGUGGCAACUGGUCGAAUCAGCGACGCAAUUAUUUCCCAUAAAUAUAUGCAUACAUAUAUGUGUACAUCAUAUCGUUUGUUUGUAUUCCUGUAUUAUAUAUCGCGAGUGCUUGGUUAUAAUCGAUGACUGCGUUUCAGCGAUAGAAGCUGUGCAAAUAGUAAUGAUAGAAAGCCUCAAAAUGCGACUUUGAUCCAUCAGACUCGGGAAUAGCUUAUUGUGAUACUCGUUUUAUCCUAGUGAAAAAAAAAGGAGUGUCGAUAUUAUAAUAAGAAAUUGUCAGCGUGGCGCAACUUACAUACAAGUAAAUACGUCUGACAAAAUGAAUAAACUAAAAUGGAAAUGGGCUGCUUCGGCCUUGGUAUUGCUCUUCAUCGAGGUUCAAUCAUUUUAUGUCCCAGGAGUUGCACCUGUAGAAUUCAAAAAAGGCCAGAAAAUUGAUGUGAAAGCUGUCAAAAUGACUAGUACUCAUACACAACUACCUUAUGAAUAUUAUUCACUACCUUUUUGUUUACCAAAAAAUGGUACCUUAUUUUAUAAGUCUGAAAAUUUAGGAGAAAUUUUAAGAGGGGAUAGAAUUGUCAAUACGCCUUAUGAAGUUGCAAUGGCACAAGAUAUAUCUUGCAAACUCCUUUGUCAUAAACCAACAGAACCAAUGACAUGGAAAGAAGAAUAUUCUUCACUGGUCAUGGAACGAAUUCAACAUGCUUACAUUGUCCAUUUGUUGAUUGACAAUUUGCCAGCAGCAACUAAAAAAAUUAAUAAUGGAGAUACUAUUGUAUAUCCUGGUUAUUAUUUGGGUGGUAUUGAUGAGAAAAAUAGAGUGUAUAUUAACAAUUAUUUGAAACUGAAAUUGACCUACCAUAAGCAUGGAGAAAAUGAAUUUAGAGUAGUUGGUUUUGAAGUAGAAGCUUUGUCAGUUGAUUAUAACCAAGUAGGCCAUGAUGGCGGUACUUGUAAAAUUCCACCACAAGCUAGUCCACAAUAUGUCAAUCCAAAAGGAACUAAAAUUCUAUUUUUCUAUUCUGUUGAAUGGAAAGAAUCUGAUAUUAGUUGGGCUAGUAGAUGGGAUAUUUAUCUUGGAAUGAAUUAUGUAGAAAUUCAUUGGUUUUCUAUAAUCAACUCAAUGGUAGUUAUAUGUUUCUUGUCUGGAAUUAUAUCUAUGAUUAUGAUAAGAACAUUAAGAAGAGACAUAGCAAGGUACAAUGCGGGUGAUAGUGAUAGUCUUGCAGGAUUAGAUGAAACUAUUGAAGAAACUGGGUGGAAACUUGUCCAUGGAGAUGUAUUUAGACCUCCUACUAACACUCGUCUUUUUGCUGCUGUUAUUGGUAGUGGCAUUCAAAUAUUUUUUAUGACAUUAAUGACUAUAUUUAUAGCCAUGCUUGGAAUGCUUUCACCAGCUAGUAGAGGAGCUCUAGGAUCUGGUGUGAUUUGUUUUUUCAUUAUUUAUGGACUAGUAGGUGGGUACCUUUCAGCAAGAUUAUAUAAGACAAUGCGAGGAAAAGAGUGGAAAAAAGCAGCUUUUCUGACUGCAACUUUAUAUCCUGGCAUAGUAUUUGGAACAUGUUUUUUCCUUAAUUUUUUCAUUUGGGGAAAGCACAGUUCAGGUGCAGUUCCUUUUGAAACAAUGCUUUCUUUGCUUUACCUUUGGCUUGGUGCUUCGUUACCAUUAGUUUAUUUGGGUUACUACUUUGGCUAUCGUAAACAACCUUAUACUCAUCCUGUUAGAACUAAUCAGAUACCAAGACAAAUCCCUGACCAAUUAUGGUACAUGAAUCCUGCAUUGUGUACUCUGAUGGCAGGUAUAUUACCUUUUGGAGCAGUUUUUAUUGAAUUGUUUUUCAUUUUGACUGCAUUUUGGGAAAACCAAUUUUACUACCUUUUUGGCUUUUUGUUCCUAGUUUUUAUCAUCUUAGUAAUAUCUUGUUCUCAAAUUUCUAUUGUUAUGGUUUAUUUCCAGUUAUGUGGAGAAGAUUAUAGAUGGUGGUGGAGAAGUUUCAUUGUCAGUGGAGGAUCAGCUGUAUACUUGCAGGCAUAUUCAAUAUUUUAUUUCUUAACAAAAUUAGAAAUAACAGAGCUGGUUCCUACUUUGAUGUAUUUCGGUUACACAGCCCUGAUGGUUAUUACAUUUUGGUUAUUAACUGGAACCAUUGGUUUCUAUGCUUCCUACAUGUUUAUUAGAAAAAUUUAUGCAUCAGUUAAAAUAGAUUAGUUAUCCGAAAUAACUUUGUUAGACAGUGAUACCUCUUUUGCCAAAAUGGUAUUGAUAAAUUUCUUUGUUUCCGUCAUAACUACUUUUCAUUUGAUAUGAUUGCCAGUUAGAAUCACAAAUUUAAUUUAUCUCAAUAAUUUUAAGAUCAGAAUUACUUAUUCAUACAUAUUGUAAGAUCAGUAACUUACUUUUUUUUACAUUUCGAUCUUUGUGAACCAAAUUUUCUGCUCUUUAACAAUUUAAUUAAUUAAUAAUUAAGGUCUUUUUAGGAACACUGAUCCUAAGUUAAUUAAAUGUUUAUAAAUGUUAAAAAUGUAAAUUAACUACAAACAUGUGUGUACAAAUCAAAGUCGAACCAUCAUUUUUAUACCACACCAUCAACAUAAUAUGCGACAGCGUGUAAAUAAAAAGACAUCUCUUAGAAUAUUUUAUAGAUAUUAAAUUGUAUAAUUUUAUACAAUUAUUAGUAUUAGGAUUUAUAAAUAAAGCAAAUUAUUUCUAACAGUUCAA